This is a messenger RNA of Purpureocillium lilacinum, 2091 nucleotides long. RefSeq lists its product as uncharacterized. NCBI's taxonomy places the organism in Eukaryota, Fungi, Ascomycota, Sordariomycetes, Hypocreales, Ophiocordycipitaceae. The record is from RefSeq and is a predicted model, not a curated record. Gene Ontology annotation, biological process: DNA repair; DNA double-strand break processing involved in repair via single-strand annealing. Gene Ontology annotation, molecular function: damaged DNA binding.
AUGGACGCAACGAAGCCGUGGUUUGAAUUCGGACGGGCUAUCCUCGACAACGCGCUCCAAGAUGCGUGCAAUCGCAUAGACUUGCUGCUCGCCGCCGAGCAGCGCGGUGACAGCAUAGCGAAUGAUGAGCUUCACAGUACCAAAGCGAAAGCAGACUCUGUGGAAGCGCCGAUUCGAGGUCCUGGCCACGGAAUCCCAAGCUUCGACGAGCCUCCCGUAUCAACAGCUCCUUCUCUCGUGACACCGGCGUCACUCAUGCCGCUAUCGGGAGUGGAUGAGAACACUGUCGCGGCGUUACAACCCGACAAUGCACAGCUUCGCAGAAGAUUCAAUGCCCUUUCGCAAAACUUCAAAAAGGCCCGGGAUGCUCUUCAGAAAAGGAAAGACGAGCGGGACAAGUGGAUGGAACAUGCCACGUACCUCGAGGGACUGAUUGACGCAGCGGAGAAGGAACAUGGCAUCCAGAUCCUGCAAAGAGCAGAUCAGUUGCCUGGACCCUCGGCAGAAUCAAGGACUGACCCUGGCGAGCCGCGCUCAGAAGCCGGUGCGUCGCCCAAGUCCGGCGACGGGACUACACGUGUCGACAGCGAACACCCUCCGGCCCUAGCGGAUGUCAACAGCGAACUUCCUCCUGUUCCAGCGGAUUUCGCUGACGCCGCAGAGCGUGUGCCCGGUCCUCUACCGUCGGACUCAACACAGGGAGAGGAGGAGGAGUCUGCGGCGAACCUGCCCACUCUUCCGCACCAAGGCGUUGUCGACGAGGUCUCAAUUAAGGAAGAAACUUCGUCUGACGUUCCUGUGGUUGUUUCUGAACGUAUGAUUCGAAAAAGAAAACACGAGGAUGCUGCCGGACCGUCAAUCAAAGCAGAAGCUCAGGAGGACUCCAGUCCCAUACCGUCCGGUGGGCGUUACGGCGUGCAGACGCAGGAGAGCCUUGACUUGGACGACAUCGAGAAUCGCAUCGAGACACCAAGGAAGCGCAAGGACCAGGAACACUCAGCAGCAAGCAGCGCAAAUACAGCUCCGCGACCGCGGAUAUCGUUUGCUACACCUACGGCCGUCCCGAACAGGCAACCCCUUUUGCCAAAAACAGCGUUUGCCAGGUCGUCGGCACUCACACCUCUCAGUGUCAAUGUGCGUUUGGCAAGGUCAGUGGAGUACAAGCCCAGAGAUACGCCAAGGCAGAAGCGUCACCUCGGCCAUGGCAUUGGGUCCCUUGCAGAAGAUGGUGGCGUCUAUGGGACGACCCCUUCUGCUCGGAGAGAUGAGCCCACGGAUCAGGGAGCCGCUGGGCGACUAAGCACUCUUCUCAACAGCCCGUCAGCCGCGGAAGAUGCGAUCAUUUCCCGCUCUGCUAAAAAGCGUCGGGGGCUCCUAUCCUCGGAUGAACGACUGCCUAUACCGCAGCGACGAGAGCUCCCUUUCGACAAGGUUGUUGAGAACACGUCUCGCUCGCCACUAGCCAAAGGCGAAGACGCACCCCGGCUCCCUUCAAGUUCUCACAAGCGCGUGGCGCGAGACAGGUCUCCUCAACGGAAGAAGCAGUCUAUAUUGGCAUCUUCUCUACGAGGCAAACCCCCGUCCGAGCUCCGGCUUGACGAUUUCAAGAUCAAUCCACUCGCCAACGACGGUCACGACUUUGCCUACACCGAAGUUGUCCGGGACAGAGAUGACCGCGCGUGCCUGCCCGGCUGCACCGACAUGCACUGCUGCGGAAAGCAGUUCCGCGCUCUGGCCCUCUCCCAGCGGCCCGAUCCGCCUCUCACGCCCGCACAGCGCGUCGAGGAGCAGAAGCUCCUGGAGGAGUACCUCGGCGACUACGCAUAUCGCCUUGCCACCAUGAACAGGGAGGAGCGCGAUGAGCUCUGGGUGGAGGCCAAGACGCAGGAGUUGGCCAACAAGUACGGGAAACAUAGGCAUCGCUUCUCGCGCAUGCAGUCCCCGCCAGGUUUUUGGAACGCAGACUUUCCCAGCACGCAGGAGCUAGAGGCAGACAAGGCCGAGGCGGCCAAGAGGGAGAAGCAAGCAAUUAUGGAGCGUUAUCGCGAGGCAAUGCGGCCCGGCGGGCGGUGGAUGUUCAAAGACGAGUAA